Messenger RNA from Histoplasma mississippiense, 2121 nucleotides. RefSeq lists its product with no specific name. Lineage: Eukaryota; Fungi; Ascomycota; Eurotiomycetes; Onygenales; Ajellomycetaceae. The coding region runs from base 1 to 2121 and encodes 706 amino acids. Gene Ontology annotation, molecular function: catalytic activity. The record is from RefSeq and is a predicted model, not a curated record. The transcript is spliced from 3 exons.
AUGCUAGAAAACAUCGAAAGCGAGAUAGACCAGUUACCGCUGGCUGCGGUGACCCGGUCGAUGUCGAGAAGUGUGGUAAACGACGGGGAACAGCCGAAUGUGGAGCCUGGAACCAAGGAUGCAACGUGGAUCAACUUUAAUUCGACGACGCGCCAGUAUGCGACCCAACCAAAAGCGCAGAAACCGACACGCAAGCGGAAGAAAACCGACGCCCUCACGGCUGUCCAGCUAAAUGGCACCCCAAACAUUGAAUUUACAGGCAACAGCGAUGGACGCCCGAACAAACUUGACGAAAUUGCAUGGCUUAUAACCGAGCUGAAAGGAAUAAUUGCACAACAAGGCCAGGCGGUGGAGACUCUCAAAACAUGCUGUGAAGAGUUAAAAGCAGACCAGAAAGAGUUAAUCAGGCAAAACUCGAGCCUUAAAGAUGAGAUAACUGCUCUGAGAACCCAGGUGACACAUAGACCGGAUCAACGAUCUUGGGCAUCAAUUGCCUCCAACGGCGGAACGAAUGGCGAAUCCUCAACCCCUCCACCGGCCCCAACGCCCGCGCCUACAAAAGCUGACAGGAAAGACCCCCCGCUCUGCGUCCGUAUCAGUGCGGCACAGGCUCCCGACCCCAUGGAAUAUGGAGGGUCCCUCACAAGAUAUCUCCCCGUGGAAGAGGUCAAAGCGAGGGUCACAGACGCCCUACAAAAGAAUACGCCAACCGAAGGAGUCGAGAUCAUCGGGGUAGGAACCACAAAAACAGGGUACAUCAUCCGCUUCCGGGAUGAAACCUCCAGAGACACUGCCAGCGUGAACGAGGGGUGGCUCCGGAACCUGGGAAGCCAAACAAAGCUGGUCAGACCCAGAUUUGGUGUGGUAGUACACCGAACACCCACACAUGAAGUCGACACCGAGGACAAACCACAAAGCAUGAAGAAGAUAACAGAGGAAAAUGAGCUCGCCCAAAAGGGAUACAAGGUAGAAGAAAUCGCAUGGCUCAAGAAGAGGGAAUCCACGCUGGGCGCGUCGGCAUCACUUGGAAUAUGGUUCGAUAGUGCGGAAGCUGCCGAAUGGGCGAUGCCUGGCCUUCGGCCACCUGGCCUGGAACUGCAAAGAGAGACUACGAUACUGCGCAGAACGCCACCCGACAGGAGCAACAGAGUGCAAAUCGAGAGCCAAUAUCACCAGCCUUCAAUGUUAACACAGAAACUGCGGAUUUUACAACUGAACGCCAACAAAAAACGUUCGACCAUGGAAGCACUCCUCAAUGACCGCAAAAUUGGAGAUUUGGAGGUGCUACUCGUACAAGAACCCCCUUUCACAUAUUAUACAACACCAAUACAACACCCACAUUGGAGGGUGUUUCAAACAUCAUGCACCGAAACACACGCCACGGGGCGCAGUCUAAUAUAUGUCAACAAGCGCAUAUCAACCUCGGCAUACCGGCAAAGGCGGUGCCACAGCCCCGAUGUAACAGCAAUCGAGCUCCAGAUAGGAGAAAGCCAGAUCUUAAUUUUCUCCACAUACAUCCCGCCAUUCGACCCGGCAGACAACCCGAUACACCAGACCUUAAACGAAAUCAGCCGGACAAUCCGGCUCUCGCCCGCAACCACAUUGAUCAUCGCAGGGGAUUUCAACCGACAUCAUCAGAUGUGGGGUGGAAUCCAGGUGAACCGAAGACGAGCCCGAGACACCGGGGGCCUCCUGGACUUCAUACAGGCUCAAGAACUCCAUAGCUGUCUCCCACCUGGCACUGCCACCUUCUGGUCAGCGAGCCACCCAGGCACACACUCCACACUCGACCUCACACUCAGUAACGUCCCACACCAGUUACUCAAAUGCCACCCCUACCGAGACAACUACGGCUCCGACCACCUAGCGAUCUACUCAGAAUGGGAUCUGCAACUGAAACAGAAAGAUCCAAGCCAGCCACGCAGACUUUUCGACCAAGCGAACUGGGAAGAGAUUGGCAAAGCUGUAGAGAAGGCGAUCCCUACACCACGGAUCGAAUCAACAACUCAGCUGGAUGGAAUAGUUGGCAGAUUAAUCACAACGACAAUAGCAGAAAUAGACAAGCACACCCCGCACGCAAGACCAUCUCCUUACGCCAAACGCUGGUUCAGCCGCAGAUGA